AUGGAAGAAAAUUUUUCGCGGAUGGCUGCCAUUGCUAUAUAUAAAAAUGAUUGUAAUGACAUUGAAGGAAAUGAGGAUAAAAAAGUGCAAAAAAACGAAAUCGGCACACAAACAAAACUGAGUACGAGGAAAGUUAGAUUCAUGGAUUGGAAAAAAUAUCACAAGCUCAAUAUAAUUUAUGACUUUUUGGAUGAAUUGGAAAGGGAUUUCCCCGCUAUUUGUACAGUUUCAGUCAUCGGCAAGUCAGUAGAGGGUAGAAGCAUUAAGAUGUUAAAGAUUUCAAACAGUGACGCUAGUAAUUCACCCGUGUGGUUGGAUGCUUCCAUACACCCGAGAGAAUGGAUCACCACGGCUGUUAUUACUUAUAUAGCUAACACAUUAGCCAGAAAUUUUCAUAAUCUUUCAGAGUCAGUCACUAAUAAAGAUUGUUGCGGGUGGGGAAGCAACGGCGACCAAGGUUCUUCAGAUGAACCAAACAACGUAUUCUACAGAGGACCUAUACCCUUUUCAGAACCUGAAACCGUAGCUGUGAGGGAUACUAUAAUGAGUUCAAGCACACCAUUCAAAGUAUUUUUGUCGUUUCAUAGCUACUUCGAAUUGAUAAUUUUCCCAUGGGGACAUAAAACAGAUGCAUGUCCAGACUAUCUUAAUUUACUAGAAGGCGGUACGAUUAUGGCUAGGGCAAUCUACGAAACCAGCGGCAUCACCUAUAAAGUUGGCAGCACCAAGGAUUUGACCUAUUAUGCGUGUGGAACUAGUACGGACUGGAGCUACACUAUGGCAAAUAUACCGUACUCGUAUAUGAUAGAGCUAAGAAGCAGAAAACAUAAAUUUAGACUGCCGAAAGAUCAGAUAAUCGAAACAGGAAAAGAAAUAUGGAAUGCUGUGAAGAAACUUAUGGAUUUUGUAGAUGAACAAAGAUAA
Messenger RNA from Parnassius apollo (apollo), 924 nucleotides. Lineage: Eukaryota; Metazoa; Arthropoda; Insecta; Lepidoptera; Papilionidae. The record is from the annotation of a GenBank genome assembly.